UCCUUUUUUUUUUUCCUUCCCCUGCUUUGUUUACCAUAUAAGGAAGGCCAGCACUGCAAAGUGGAAAAUACCUCUGUUAUCUUCCUCUCCAUUUCAACAAACAGUUCUGUGAACCUGAACAUUCUGUGAAAGAUGGCUGGGAAUGCAAUCUUGCUGGCUGCUGUCUCUGUCCUCUCUGCCUGUCAGCAAAGUUAUUUUGCUUUGCAGGUAGGAAAGGCAAGAUUAAAAUACAAAGUUACACCCCCAGCAGUUUCUGGAUCACCAGAGUUUGAUAGAAUAUUUCGUGCACAACAGAACUGUGUGGAGUUUUAUCCCAUAUUCGUGAUUACAUUGUGGAUGGCUGGAUGGUAUUUCAAUCAAGUGUUUGCUACUUGUCUGGGUCUGGUGUACAUAUAUGCCCGUCACCAGUAUUUCUGGGGAUAUUCAGAAGCAGCUAAAAAGAGGAUCAUGGGUUUCCGGUUGAGCCUGGGGAUUUUGGCCUUGUUGACAGUCCUAGGUGCCCUGGGGAUUGCAAACAGCUUCCUGGAUGAAUACCUGGACCUCAAUGUUGCCAAGAAACUGAGGCACUUCUAACUUUUCCCCCUCCCUUUGCGCAAAUGCUUGCAGAAGCUCUUUCCACUCUGAAGAUUAUGUGGAGUCACUUGUUCAAUUUUCAAAAAUAAAAGUAUUUUGUUUUUCUUGAAAUGGAUUGUACAAACAUACCUUUUAAAGAACACAUUUCCGGUUUAAGAACUGAAGUCUCCUCUGAGGGUAGAUGGCUGUAUCACCAAUGGAAGUGCUGAGCCCAGGAUUGAGACAUGCCCAUGGAAACCAUGACUGCUCCUCUGGGGAGGAAGCAGCCUGACCCGGUGCUGAGAUUCUGUGCAGGCCAUCACCGCUACCUGCCUCUGAGGUGGCUUCUUUCUUAAUGGAAUGUUCCAGGAAGAUGCUGAUAGGGCAGCCAAGCCCACAUCAUUGGUUGUAAGAAAGCAACAGAUGGCUGCAUGUGGGGGAAAGUCAGGCAUACACAUAGGGUAGCUGGAGAAGAGAGUCAUCAACUAAUAGCACAAAACAAAUGUGGUUGUGAAAAUUUACUUUAUAAAGCAGAAGGAAAAAGAAAAAAAGGCCAACCAUUUUCUAGAGACUAGUGCCCAGUAAGUAUUCUUGCCCCUGGGCAGAGAAGGCCAUGUUCUCUGCUGGAGUGCCUAGGGUGGGGCCUGCUGUCCGUUUGCGCCCUGUGGGGCGUGGGGUCAGUGCUGCUGGGAUCCUGAAAGGCAGUCAUUGUCUGGCACAAGGCAAAUGACUUUUCUUCAUUUUCUUCAUCUGUAAAAUGGGAAUAAGUCCACCUCACAGUCUUCAGGCACCUUAGGAAAAUGGAAUUAUGAGCAUAUAUAUCAUAUUUUAACUUCAGGAAAAGAGCUCUCUGUCAAUUUUUCCAAAGAAGGUUGGACAGCUCGGAAGCUGGUGUGGUCAUCUUCAGGAAGCUGUUUAAUGAGACUUUUCUUUCUUUUGUGGGCACAAGGGAAUUUACAAAGGCUAUGAAUAACAGAAAAUGAAAUAAAGGCUUUUAAACACUAGUGUUUCCAGAAUAGCAGGGGAGAAGAUAUGACACCCUGCACUCCACAAAGUGAUAUUAAAUACCCCAAAGGAUACUGACAGUGUAGCAGUGCAAGAACCGGGAUGUCUGGAAACCAGUCUGGUUCCCACACUCAGUGGUUGUUUGACCUUGGACUCGGCACCUCAUUGACAGACGUAGUGUAACAAAGACGUGGAGACUCCAGGGCCAGACAGAGCUAUUUCCUGUUCUACCACUCGCUGGCCAUGCUCCCCAGCACUUUGUAGCUCUCUGCCUCGGGUUUCCCUUAGGUAAAAUGGGGUUAGUACUCUAAAAUGUUGUGAUUCUGUGGUCUUUUUACUUUAUAGUAUUCUGAUCAGUUACAGUAACUUGUAAUUAUGAUAUUUUAGUUGUUUUAUACACUGAAGUUAAAGGAAGGAAGGGAGAAUGCAAAUUUUUGAUGCUGAAGCAUCAUUAUCACAUCCUUUGGAAGUGGUAAAUAAAACACAACUUUCCAAAUCUUAUACUUAAGGAUUUUUAAACAAUUUCUAUUUUGCAUAUCAAUUGGAACUAUUUAAAAAUGCGAGCUAUAAAUGUGCACACACAUACACAUACACAGAGUUUGGUUAAAAACAUCUUUAAACAUCUGAACUGUAGAAUUUAUUAACUUUGUCCUAAUACUUUUGUCACCACAGCAACCUCAUGGUUACUUUAAUUCCUAUAAAUUGGCUACAGGGAGCAAACCUGCUGGCUAGAGAGAUGUUUCUGAUCUGCUUGGAAGUUUUAUAUAUAUUUUAUAUAUUAGUGAAUUGACAAAUUUUAUUUUUAGAAACCAGAUUCAUUGCCUCAAAAAUCAUGUUAUGAAAAUCAAUUAUGAAAAAAGGGAUGGAAAACUUUUCUAUAUUAAAGAAGUCUUAAAAGGCAUGAGAAGUAGGUGAUAUUAGGGAAUAAAUGAUUGUGUUCAGUGUAGAAUGAUAUUGUGGUUAAGUGAGAGAAUGUCCUAAUUCUUUGGAGAGCAUAAUGAGAGGCUGAGGGGUGAAGAGGCUGGAUGGGUAUAACUUACCAUGGAAGAUUUCACAAAACAUGUAUGUAAAACAUAUAUGGUAAAGUGUUAACAAUUAUUAAAUUGAGUUGAUGUUUA
Manis javanica (Malayan pangolin) is the source of this 2675-nucleotide messenger RNA. RefSeq names its product microsomal glutathione S-transferase 2 (gene MGST2). Lineage: Eukaryota; Metazoa; Chordata; Mammalia; Pholidota; Manidae. Gene Ontology annotation, biological process: leukotriene biosynthetic process. Gene Ontology annotation, molecular function: leukotriene-C4 synthase activity; glutathione transferase activity; glutathione peroxidase activity. Gene Ontology annotation, cellular component: nuclear envelope; endoplasmic reticulum; membrane. The record is from RefSeq and is a predicted model, not a curated record.